AUGACUAUCUACUUGUAUGUAACAGGCAUAAGAGUUGAAGAACUUAGAUAUACCAGAACAAUUGAAGUUUGCAAAAACAUCAGAGGUGCCUGCAUUUUGCUGAUUCUGGUUCAUGUUCACCUGUUGGAGCAACUGAAGCAAUUGUGUCACAUUCUCUUGAGUGAGAGUCUUCACAUCAGGGAGUUGAGUAACCAUGACAAUACCAUGUCAUUGCAGCGAGCCCAAGCCUUUUGGAGACCAGAAUCAGAACUUGGGACAAAAAGGGUUCCAUCAAUGAACCCCAGCUUGUUUUUGGCAGAAAGAGCAAUGACGACUGCUCUUCUCCACCCUCCAUAGCUCUUGCCAUCGAAAACUAAGGAAACAAGGUUCAUCCCUGGGUAAUCCGAGGGAUGAAGAUAAUAGGGGUGAGAUGAGUCAAUUGCUCCAGCUCCAUUGAAGACUGGAGUUAUAACAGGAGUGGUUGUGGAAGAAUUUGUGGGUAGACUAGUGGAUACCAUAGCUGGCUAGUUGAAGAAGAUGAAAGAUGAUGAAAAGAGACUGAUUUGAAAUUGUAC
This is a messenger RNA of Nicotiana attenuata, 554 nucleotides long. RefSeq lists its product as uncharacterized. The record is from RefSeq and is a predicted model, not a curated record. The coding region runs from base 1 to 336 and encodes 111 amino acids. Lineage: Eukaryota; Viridiplantae; Streptophyta; Magnoliopsida; Solanales; Solanaceae. The transcript is spliced from 2 exons.